AUGUACGAUCCGCUCGGAUUGAUAGCACCGGUGAUCGUGCGUGCUAAGAUGCUGAUGCAGGAGCUAUGGCUACUCAAAUCCGGCUGGGAUGAACCUGUUCCUAAUCACAUCUGUAAAAAAUGGAAGGCGAUUCAGAGCGACUGGAAAACGUUAUCCGAGUACAGGACUAACCGUUACGCUCUCUUACCAGAUGCAACAGUAGAAUUUCACACAUUUACCGAUGCUUCGGAGGCCGCCUACGGAGCAUGUGUCUACGCUCGUUGUGAAAACGCGGCGGGAGAAGUCCGCAUCAGCCUAUUAGCUUCGAAGUCUCGAGUGGCACCACUGAAGCGCGUCACGUUGCCGAGGCUUGAACUAAGCGCAGCUGUCCUGGGCGUUCAUCUGCAUCAUCGCGUCAAGGAGGCAAUGCAGAUCGUGUGCGCCGAAUCGUUUUUCUGGUCCGACUCAACAGUGACGCUAAAAUAG
Messenger RNA from Anopheles arabiensis, 465 nucleotides. RefSeq lists its product as uncharacterized. The record is from RefSeq and is a predicted model, not a curated record. NCBI's taxonomy places the organism in Eukaryota, Metazoa, Arthropoda, Insecta, Diptera, Culicidae. The transcript has a single exon. The coding region runs from base 1 to 465 and encodes 154 amino acids.